AUGGCAGACCAGACUCUCAAGACGAUCCACCCUUGGCUUCAGGAGAAUGACACCAAAGUCUCCUCAGGCGGGACUGUGAAGAGCUACUCCCAUGACUUGGGAUCAGGCCCAGUCCUCUGCGUCGUCCAUGGCUGGCCCCAGAGCGCCUACAUGUGGCGACACGUAAUCGCCUCCUGGAAAGACUCCAUCUCACUCUUCAUCGUCGAACUCCCCGGCUACGGCUUCUCCUCCCUCCCCCCAGCCCACGACAAACGCACCGUCGGCACCCUCAUCCUCGAAGCCCUCCAACAAGUCUUCCCAUCCCGCCCAGUCGUCUGGUGCGGCCACGACCGCGGCGCCCGCAUCGGCCACCGCAUGAUCGUCGACAACGACCCCAAACACAACAUCACCUCCGCCAUCCUCAUCGACAUCGUCCCCACCAAGGAACAAUGGGCCGCCUUCGCCAACCCCCUCGCCUCCGUCGCCUACUACCACUGGCCCUUCCUUGCCAUCCCCACCGCGCCCCAACUCAUCGAGGGCUUCAACAGCGGUCCGGGAGAAUUCACCCGCAUCAACCUCUCCCGCGCGCAAGGCGCCAACUCCGCCGGCGUCGCGAAAUUCCGCGAGGACCUCGCCAUCGACCACUACGCGCAUCAAUUCACCAACCCGGAGUGUGUGGCGGGGAGUUGUGGGGAUUACGCAGCCGGGGCGACGACAGACGUGGAGGCGCAGGAGAAGGAUCAGAGGGAGGGGAGGAAGGUGAGUGUGCCGCUGAUGGUGGUUUAUUCCGCGGGGAGUUUGGGGCGGAUGCAUAAUGUUGAGAAGGUUUGGGGUGGGUGGGUUGAUGGGAAGGCUGGGAAGGAGGUGAGGUUUGAGGGGAUUGGGGAUGAGUUUGGGCAUUAUUUGCCGGAGGAGUGUCCUGAGAAGAUUGUGGGUUUGGUGGGGGAGUGGAUUGGGAAGUAUGGGAAGUGA
Messenger RNA from Zasmidium cellare ATCC 36951, 951 nucleotides. RefSeq lists its product as uncharacterized. Bases 1 to 951 code for a protein of 316 amino acids. The record is from RefSeq and is a predicted model, not a curated record. Gene Ontology annotation, molecular function: hydrolase activity. NCBI's taxonomy places the organism in Eukaryota, Fungi, Ascomycota, Dothideomycetes, Mycosphaerellales, Mycosphaerellaceae. The transcript is spliced from 2 exons.